CCAAUCACUGGGUCUCAUCUGUGGGAGAAAUGGCGAGAGAAAUUUUUGUACUCAUCUUCCUCCUGACAGUAGGGAAUUUAGCCCACUGUCAGGAAUGGGAGAAUCUUCUCUUCAUCAAGAUGGAAGUAUUACUGGAGAAGCAGGAGGCAGCCUUAGUGAAGCAAGAAGCAGCCUUAGUGAAGCAAGAAGCAGCCUUGAGCCAGCUGAAGGGAAUGCAGGCGAAACAGGAACAGGUCGAAGGCAAACUUCACGAAAUCCAGGAGAAACAAGAACACGUCGAAGGCAAACUUCAAGAAAUGCAGGAGAAACUUCGACACGUCGAAAUUAAUCUUCAAGGUGCAGUGAACAGCAACCAGGACUCCUUGCAAAGGAUCCAGCAGGAAAUCAAAGGUUGCCUUGGAAGGGAGGACUUGGAACACUUCAAAAACAUAUCAUCAGAAGUACAACAAGAUCUGGAAUCUUCCCUUCACCAGGAAAUAUCUGGAGUCAUCUCUAUGUUGGAGACUGGAGGAAUAGAUGAGUGCUCAGAGGGAAGCCACAACUGCACUGAUUAUGAAGCUUGUACAGACAAGUUUGUGCUCUUUACAUGCACAUGCUUGUCCGGUUUUGCACGGGAUGGUUCGCGCUGUGAAGACGUCGACGAGUGCGCCCAAGGGAAGGACGAGUGCAGCCCUCUGGCAACAUGCAGGAACUCUGUUGGGAGUUACAGCUGCUCCUGCAACCCACCUUCCGAGGGAGAUGGACGAACCUGUGAGCUCUCGUGCAAAAACGUCGAGGGUCUGGGAUGCGUGAAGUUAGUGGAUGAAUGGAAGACCUUUGAGGAUAUGAACGCCACCUGCACGAGGCAGGUGGCCGUCUCCUGCAGAACCUAUCCUCUGAACAUGUACAGGAAGGUUGACGGGCUUUUGGUAUAAAUCACUGGUGGAGAUGGAUAGGAGUGCAUGAAGGUAAGUGGCUGGAGAGCGGACUCCCUCUACCAGAGGAGCUUUGGAAGCAAGGUUCCCUGGGAUCAGACCCUUCCAAGAGGACGGGGCUUUGUGGCUACAUUUAUUUGGAUCGUUCUUCUAAUUCGUACCAAAAGUGAGCCAAGAAGGUUGUUCAGAGACGAAUCCAGGUUUCUGCCACUUAAUAAUCCAACAAAAGUAGUAAUCAACAAGCGGUUGAUUUUCUGUGUGAGACUCAGGAGGAGGAGGAGGAGGAGGAGGAGGGAGGAGGACUUUUCCUUUCCUUCCUUCCUUCCUUCCUUC
Macrobrachium nipponense is the source of this 1247-nucleotide messenger RNA. Its product is annotated as cubilin-like. Lineage: Eukaryota; Metazoa; Arthropoda; Malacostraca; Decapoda; Palaemonidae. The transcript is spliced from 11 exons. Gene Ontology annotation, molecular function: calcium ion binding. The coding region runs from base 30 to 914 and encodes 294 amino acids. The record is from RefSeq and is a predicted model, not a curated record.